Messenger RNA from Archocentrus centrarchus (flier cichlid), 9469 nucleotides. It is a transcript of the gene ankfn1a, whose product is annotated as ankyrin repeat and fibronectin type III domain containing 1a. Lineage: Eukaryota; Metazoa; Chordata; Actinopteri; Cichliformes; Cichlidae. Gene Ontology annotation, cellular component: spindle. Gene Ontology annotation, molecular function: protein binding. The transcript has 26 exons. The coding region runs from base 230 to 4684 and encodes 1484 amino acids. The record is from RefSeq and is a predicted model, not a curated record. Gene Ontology annotation, biological process: regulation of establishment of bipolar cell polarity; establishment of mitotic spindle orientation.
AGCCGUGCUCCAGAUGUGCGCAGAGGUAACCGCAGUGAAAUGUGAGCCGCUCCGGCCUGGCUGCCUGUAUUUUGGGAUGUUUUACACGGGGCAGGACAAAGACACGUUUCCAGGCGGGAUCCCGGCCUGAGCAGAUGUUCCUGUCCUGGGAAAAGAAGAGGAAGAAGAAGAGGAAGACUCGAGGAUUAACGUGCAGAAGCGGGAGGACCGAGAGACGAUAUGGCCGAAGAUGUCCGUGGAUUCUGAUAACUCCUGUAUUUUGCUGUCAUCGCGGGACUCCAGGACUUCCUGCAUCUUUCAAACCGCUGACGAGAAAGAUGACAUCCCAGGAGUGGGAGAGGAGAGCGUCCUGGAGAUGCUGAGCUACUCCAAGUUCUCUGACCUUGAGACAUGGCUGUGCAUGCCAUCCUCACUGCUGCUGUCCAGACCUCUGGACUCCACCCACACCUCCUCUGCCUCUUCGUCCAAUUCGUACUCUUCACAUGCUUCCAUCCACUCCUCCAACUCGCUCCCAGCCUCCUCCUCUUCAUCGCUCGCUUCCACCUCCCGCCGCUCCACCUGCAGCGAGCCGGGAGAGAUCGACAGGUCGUCAGAGAGAGACUCCACCUUCCUCACGCCGGCUCUGACGAAGGAGGCAACCUGUCUGUCCACGCCCCUCCUCCCCAUCCUGUCCUCCACCCCUGCUCAUGCCCCUGCUGCUGCUUCACGGCUCAACUCUGGGACUCCAGCGGGAGACUCCACCUCCCACAGUGGCGUCAGCAUCAGGAAACGGCGGCGCCUCGCUGCCAGUCCUGGAGGACUCCACUGGAACUCUUCAGGCAAUGUUCAGCGCGACUUCUGGUCACCUGAUCUGUCCCCUGGGUCGAGGAGGAGUGCAGGAGGAGGUGGAAGUGGUGCAGGUGCAAGGAGCCUGCCCUUGGCAGAGGUGGGUGGAGUUUCCCCACCAUGGGCCAGAGACCGGGCAGUCCUGAGGAAAACGAUUUCGGUUGACGACCGUCUGCUGCAGCCAGUGGGCGGCGAGCAGCGGCAUCUGAGGCUGCUGAGCCGGCUCGAGAGAGGCAGGAAGAAACUCCGCAACAUCCACAGCCUGGGAACCACGGGGAGAUACGACACCAGGAAAAAGUCAGAUGGUAAGACCUCCCGCUUGGCCCAGAGGUGCAACCAGAAGUCAGCAGGAGAUGCUCUGAUCAAAGACCUGAAGCCCCUGUUCUACCCGGGAGUCUCCCGAUCCUCACUCAGCCUGGACAGCAGACGCCUCCCGGGUGUUAUGACGCAGCAGAUGCAGAACCUGCAGUUGUCCCAGACCAGGAAGUGCCCCGGUGGGCCGGCCUCCCCCAAUGCCGCCAAACGUCUCUACAGGAACCUAUCAGAGAAGCUGCGAGGAAGCACCUCCUCCUUCGAAGAUGCUUACUUCUUUGGCAAGACGGAUCGCCUCCGUAAAGCCUCGGUGAGUUUAACGAUGCAGGGCAGCGACUGCAUCUUCGAGGCGGUGGAGCAGCAGGACCUGGACGCGGUGCAGAUCCUUCUCUACCAGUUUUCGGCUGAGGAACUGGACCUGAACACCCCCAACAGCCAGGGCCUGACGCCGCUCGACAUCGCCAUCAUGACCAACAACACGCCCAUCGCCAAGCUGCUGCUGAAGGCCGGCGGCAAAGAGAGUCCCCACUUCAUGAGCGUGGAGAGUCGUGAGGCUCACCUGAACUCUCUGGUAGUGGAGGCGGAGCGGCGGGCCGCCGACUUGGCAGCUCAGGCUCAGAGGGACGGCCUCUCGCUGGAGGCCUGCCACAAAGACAAGCAGCUGAGGGCGUGGGAGUGGAGGUGCAAGCUGUACAAACGUAUGAGGACGGGCUUCCAGCAUGCACGUGCCCCGGAGGCCCCGUCUAUGGUUCGUCUGAGCGUGAGCAGUAGCACCACUCUGACCGUCACCUUCCAGGAACCGCAGUGUCUCAACUCCACUGUGGUGACCAAGUACCGAGUGGAGUGGAGCUGCCUGAAGGAUUUCUCACUGCUCGCCGGAGAGAUGGUGUUGGAUAAUCUGCAGAGCCUCAAGUGCACCAUCAGUGGCCUCACCACGGGUCGGCUCUACUAUGUUCGAGUGUCGGCUUAUAACAUGAAGGGCUGGGGUCCGCCCGCCUCCUCCCUCCCUCCAUCUGCAGCUCCAUCCAAUUGGCGAGAGAGCGACGGGCGGGAACCGAGGAGGCGGGGACACAUCGAGGCCAUGGAGCGUCUGCUGCAGCAGGUCCGAGCGACUCACACACACUACUGCUGUGGAGAUGUCUCUAAGCUGCAGAACCCCAGCAGGAAGCAAUCUGUCUCCAGAAGUCUGAAACAUCUCUUCAACUCCUCCAACAAGUUUGUAAAAACACUGAAAAGGGGGAUCUACCUGGCAGCUGUGUUCUACCAUAAGGAUAGUUUGCUGGUGACGGCUGAAGAGCAGAUCCCCAUUGUGGAGGUGGAUGACUCCUACAGCAGCUCACUCAUGCAGGACUUCCUCUGGUUCACAAAGCUGUCCUGUAUGUGGGAAGACGUUAGGUGGCUGAGACAGAGCAUGUCGGUGUCCAUGUCUUCAUCCUCCACUCUGCAGGCCAGGCACAAGAUGCUCACUGCUGCUGGGCAGCUGCAGAACCUCCUGGGAACCCACAACCUGGGUCGGGUCCACUACGAGCCCAUCAAGGAUCGCCACGGGAACGUGCUACUGGUGACGAUCCGUGACAUGGAGAGCCAGCACUCGCUUUUCAGUGGGAAGUGGAUGCAGGUCACCAAACUGCAGAGCCAGAGGAAGUCUCUGUCCACACCUGAGGAGCCCUACGCCCUCGACAUCCUCAUCAUCACCAUACAGGACAUUUUGGCGUACCAGCGGCGCAGCACCCAUCGGCUCGCCCCGGGCCUCUACCUGGGCUACCUGAAGCUCAGCAGCUCUGUAGACCAGAUCAAAGUCCUGGUGUCCCAGCGGACCCCCAACAUGCUCUGCCAUACCCGCGUACGAGACAACGCCAACGUCUCCAGGGAGGAGUGGGACUGGAUCCAGACACUGGCAGCUGCCGGAGAAAAGGACCGCAACGAGGAGGACGGCGAGGAGGCGGUGCCCCGGGCAGAAAGCCACGCCCCUUUACUGUACUAUGAACUGCAGACGGCGAUCAAGUCCCUGCUGAAACACAUCAACCUACCUCUGCACCAGGCCCGUCACUUCCGGCUGUACAGUCAGGAGGUGGUGGAGCUCGGUCACGGUGUCUCCUUCCUGCUGCUGCUGCCCCCCGCCGAUAAUGUUUGCUCCGCCCCCGGACAAUCCAACCCAUACACGCCGCUGUCAGGAUUCCUCCACCUUCCCCUGCAGAUGUUCGAACUUGUGCACUUCUGCACCUACAAAGAGAAGUUCAUCAGCCUGUACUGUCGCCUGUCCUCCGUCCUCGACCUGGAUGCCCUCAUUACCCAGCAGGCACUGCGGGAGGCCAUCACUGACAGCGAGGUGGCCACGGCCAAACAGAGGCAUCAGCUCAUCCUGGACUACAUCCAGCAACUGGAUGAGAUGCGCCGUGAUCUUCGCUGGAUUACAGAUGCCCUGCAGUAUGCCCGCUACAAGCAGCCUCGUGGCGGUGUGCCCAUCACCUGCUUGGUGGAUGCCAGCGUUCCAGAAAGCGACUCCGGUCAGCAGAAGACCGACUCCACCUCAUCCAACAUGGACUACCUGCCCACACCCUCUCCCUCUCCAGAGCUUCGCCGGAGGAAAGCCAUCAGCGACUCUCUGCUUGGCUCUGAUGAAGACGCAUCCUCUGAGGUGUUUCUGCCCACAGACAGCGACUACGACUCCAGCGACGCACUGAGCCCCCGUGAUCUGGACCUGCUCUACUCUCCGGCCCAGGAUCUAUCCCAGCAGGCCGUGCACUCGCUGGGUGGCAGUGCCCCAGACGUGCUUCAAAUCAAUGAGCUCCGGUACAGCGUGUGCCCACUUAAAGACCUCCCCCUCUCCCCAAUGGCAAAGGAUCCUAAAGACGUUCCCCUCUCCUCACCCCUCCUCCCUUGCUCACCCUCUCGCUCCCAGACCUUCCCCACCUCCCCCUCUCUCCCCCUCUCCCCCAGAUUCUCCAAAGAUCUUCCCCUGUCCCUCCCCCUCUCCCCAGCUCUAUCUGAUACUACUCGGACUCUGGAGGGCCUCUCCCUCUCAAAGAGUCACCAUGAGGGCCCUGCCCCCCUCCGGGCUCUCGCCAACCCCCCCGCCAAACGCAAGUUGCUUUCCAGAAGCCACCGGGGGCAGUACUUCAGUGGGCCCCAGCGCUGGCUCAAGGGCCACAGCGGAGAGAGUCACACCGGAUCUUUGUCGGAAGGAAUCUACACCAAGCAGCUGGACCCCGACCUGCCCCUGCCGGGGGACCUACCUUCCCCAGAGGGGACCACUUAUGUCAGCCAUACCUCCUGCGUCCUGGAGAGUCGCAAGAGUCGACACCGGGAUCCACGACCCCAUGUUCGCAGGAUAUUUGUGGAGCCCUGCAAAGAGCUGUCGCCAGGCCACGAGAGGAGGGGCUGGGAGGAGGAGGAACAAAGGGUAGGGGUGACAGAGAAGGUGAGGGCCGCAGGCGUGUCAGUGGUUGUGGAGGGGGGGGAGCCAGAGGGAGCCACAGCCCAGGAGGUGGACUCAGAUGACCAAACCAAUGCCCAGGUGUCGGAGAUACUCAGCAGCACACUUUAAGGAGGAAGCUCUUCAGACACACUGAUGAUUGGCCAGCUGUGUUGUUGAUGAGCAGCACCCGACCUCCGCAGAUUGUAAACUCAACUAAAGUUGCUGGUUCAACUCUGCCAAGCCUCAGAACCCAUGGCAUCGACUGUUACCCAGAAAAAAAAAAAAAAAAAAAUCAGUGCAACGAAAAACCAAACACCACUUCUCCGACCAGGAACUUUGCACACGGCUCUGCAUGUCGACCAAAAAAAAAAAAAAAGACAGGAAGGAAGGUGGUUUGAUUGAUUGUUGCUCUUCAAGAAAAAAUUGCCCUAGUUUAGAUUUAUUUUCACGGCCCUGCCCUCAGAGCAUGGAUCCCCCUCGACUUGAAUGUACAGUUCAGCCUGUUUGUUCGUGGCCUCCUGUGACAAUUGAAUCCUGUCUUUCAAUCACUGUUGUUCUGAGCUGCUCCCAUGUGGUGUCCUUGUGUAAAGAAGAAGAAAAUAUAUAUGAAUAUAUUAUUCCCCUGAGUCUUGAGCAUGGGAACUGCCUCAGUCACUAAACAAAGACCACUACAAACCUUAAAACAUGAAGUAUUUUUAUAUUCUCGGUUUAAAGACAAACUGUUUCACCUUGAAUGUGGAUGACUAGUUGGAGUUGUAUUUUGUUGGCAUGAAGUAGUCUGUAGCUGUUGUUUUUUUGUUUUUAUUUUUGACUGAAGCGUGGCGUCCAUUUUGUGCUUCCUUUUGGGUUCAGCAUGAGUUUGGGGGGGGUUCGGUUUAGCCUGCACUUCGCCUUCUCUUCGGACCGGCCAUGCCGUUGGACCUGAUGGUGUUUGUGAUUUAGUUGACUUUUGGUUCAGCUUCUUCCAUGAUUACUGUAGGCUGGUGGUGUGUUUUCUGUUGGUGUUUUUUCUUUUUUCUUUUUUACUUAAAACCUGCACCUAAACUGCAGCCAUUCCAUCUGUAUUAUAGGGAAGUGACGUAAAAGUCAAGAGCAGUUUGAACAUGCACAGAUUCUUAACGUAUGCACAGUAUUUUAAAAGUGCAUUUUUAACAUUUGCACAUAGUAGUUAUGGAAUAAAAGCUAAUUAAAUAUUUGAUUCAAUUGGGCAUUAACUCUGGCAGCUUCUACCAUAAUGACUGUAUAAAAGGUCAGUUUAAGGUCCUCGGAAAGUGUUGAUAAACUAUUAAUUUACAGGUUUUAUUCUUUCUUCAGAUGUGUGACAGAUCUUUAGUGAUGUCUAAAGAUUUCAGCUUUACAACCAGACGUGCAUUAAAUGUACCAACACGUUUCUGCUGCAGCUGUCUCUUUAUCUCAACUCACAGUUUUGGUAAUUCAUUUAUUAGUAUUCAUACUGAGAGUUACAUGAGAACAUCGUUAUUGAAAUCAUGUCUGAAUGGAAGCUGAGGUAACUUGAAAAAACACACUCUUCCCUGCCUAUUGGGCGUAAUAUAACCACUAUGGGAAAAUGUGUAACACCAUGACUGGUUGCCAGUGGUUUCUGGAGGGUUCUGACUCUUGCUGGAUAAAAUUGAUUUCAAAGAAGGCGUCAAAAGCCUAAUAGUGAUUGCUUUGGUUGCUAACAGGCUACCUGUAGUUUUUUUUAUGUUUGUCUGCAAACACCUGCCAGCUAUUAAUCCAGUGGUAGUAGAACCUGAAAAAGUGACGCAAACCGGAAAUGAGCAAGGUUUGCCUUCAAAGUAAAAGUUAAGCCUCAGUAUUUAGGCCAAACUUUUAAAGGUGCAACUUUUUUUGAAGUCGUACAUUCUGGUUUUGAUUCACACUCUUCAAAGUCACACUACAGGUGUUUGUAGAAAGGUUUGUCACUUCUAUUCACUUCCAUUUGCUGUGACUGCAGCAGUAUGCUAGCAACCAAAGCAGUCGCAAGGUUUUCCCCAACCAGUUUUAGAAAUAGGUGGUUGCUGGGUAUCACUGACCAGUCUGUAGAAAUGAAGUCUACAAAUGUCACCAAACGUCCAGCUCCCAGUACAACACAAACUCCAACACAAUCUCCACAUGAAGACAAAAACUCACACUGAUGUUAGAGUGUGAGUUAUGGUUAGCCAACCAACAGCAUUAGUAGAGGAAGCACCAGUUUUAUGUAGUGAAGCUAGUUCAGCCAAACAGGAACGUGAUCUGUGUCAGAAAUGCAGUGAACAUCAGAUAAUGUUAUGAUCUCAAGGUACAGCUAGUUAGCUAAACUAAAGUUGGUAGUUUGCUAAUGUUAUUGUGGGCUAAAUUUGGAGAUCCUAAUUAGCCAGCUUGCCAAAUUCAGAAUUCAGAAGAAUUUAUUGUCAUUAUAUGUCAAACAGAGAACGAAAUUACAUUCCAGAACACCCAUCCAAGAAAAGACAAACAAACAGGGGAGAUAAGUGUCUGCGGCCUUGCAGCCAUCAAAGGCGCUGCCGUUUAAAAAAGAUGGAAACAUAGCGAAUACAAUGGGGUAAGUGAGGAGAAAAAAGCAUCUCAUACUUUGCCCUACUUAACAGGGCACAAUAUAAGGUUAGAUAACGCAUAGCGUAGUGUGAGCACAUAUACUGCAUGGGAGUGCUAGAGUGGGGAGGAGCGGGAAUAGAAGGGAGCCAGCGGAGGCGAGUGGGUUCAUGUUACUGUGGAGCUGACCCAGCUCCCCCCUCAGCUAACAGUUCCUGAUAAGAGGGGGAAUGUUCAUCAGCAGCCUUGGUCUAGGGCAGGGGUCGGCAACCUGUAAUACGGAAAGAGCCAUUUGAACCCGGUUUCCACGGAAAACAAAACAGUGAGAGCCGCAAAUACCAGCAGAAGCUGGUAGCGGCUAUCGCGAGUGACGCAUAUGUUGAGAAAUUAAAAUAAAUGAUUUUAUUUUAAUAUUUCAAGAUCACAAUAAUGUUCCAAUUUAAAACUACAACAAAAACCGAACUGACAAAAAUAAAAUGCACUUCAAUUGGAUACUUAUAAUUUACUUCCACGAGCCGUACAGAGCCGCAGAUGAAGCCUGAAUGAGCCGCGGGUUGCCAACCCCUGGUCUAGGGUUACCAGUUCCCACAGGUCAGAAGACGGGAUAGUGUGGGGGCAUAGAGCAUCUGUUUACAUAAGAUCCAGGAGAAAAAUGAGAUACCCGGCUAUCCAAGGCCGGUCGGGGAGCCAAAUUUCACAUACUACAAUUGGUUUGGUACAGGCUGUCACUGAUUAUUUGCUGACAGCCUUACAGUCAGCUAAAAUGAAAAAUUAAUGAUAUAUAAAGUCAAAGAGGAUUGAUUUUAGCCAAUAAUAAUUCAAAACAAAGAAAAGGCAUCUAACUAAUGGAUCCAUUUUACAGUAUUCACAAAAAAGUGAUGAAAAGCAGGGUGUUUAGCUAGCUAGCAGUAACUUGGCUUCAAACCAUGUAUUUGGUGAAAACUAUACUGCAGUUACUUACUGUUAGUAAUAACAGAGGCGUCCUGGAUUUGAUAAAUAACAAGCCUACCAACAGUUCUGAAGCUCAAUAAUGAUGCUUUUAUUUCCAGCUUUACAUUCUGACUCUGGGACCAUAUUUGAGUAAUGAAACAUAUGUUUGGUAUCAAGCGUCGCAUUAAGAUAUGUCCACACAUAGACUUUUUUUUUUUUUUUUCAAACAAAGGUUUUUCCAUGUUUGUUUUGAUAAAUAUCAAGAGCAUGCUAACAGGUGGUGUUACAAUCCUAACCGUGUGGAAAUGCUGGCAACUCAGAAGUCUAAAAACAAUAACAGGGUGUGUGGUCUGAUGUCAAAAAAGAAGAUAAAGCUAAUACUAAACUUUGACAUUGCAAGACAACAUCUCUAUUUAAGUUGUCCACAUGUAAAUGCACAGAUGGAGUUUCUGAGUUUCACCCUGGAAGGAGCUGCUUUCUAAAUCUGCAGUUUAACAUCUGGGCAAAAGGCCAAAACACACAGAAAAGCCACAUUUAACAAAAUAGCUGUGUACCUGUGGACAGGCCCUCAAACCAGUUUAUUACAACUUGAAAACUGUUUUUGUACCUGUGGCCAUCAGUUCUAUUAAUUAUGUAAAAGUAACAUCAUAAAACCAAUCAUAGUCAGUGGACAAGUAUUUGUCCCAAUAAUUCAAACCACUCAAACUAUACUAUAAAUUUCAAUAAUUUUACAAGAACAUUGUUGUGUUGGUGCUUUGCUGUCAAGCUUCACAUUAAAUUUUCCUUUUGCAGCAGUAAAUUUGAUGACCAGAAACAUGAUGUGACCGUGACUGUAGUCUGUCAUUUUAUUUUUAUUGAGGCUUUAACUUUAUCGUGUGUAAUUUUUACUUUUUUUAAUGCUUGAAUUGAAAAUGUGAAAGGUGGAUAGAAACGUUAAACUUUAGUUGCCUGAUGACUACAAAGGUGUUGGCUACAGCUACAGAAAUCAAAGUUGUAAUAAACAGUAGUAAACAGACAGAUGGCUUCAUUCAUCAUCUAAAAUUUAAAAAAGCAGCAGCUGCUCAGAUUUUAAACACAUCAGGAGGUUUUUGGAUUUCGAGGCUUAAAGUUCAUCCGCAGGAGCUGAGCGCUUCAGUCUGUUUGUGUCACAAAAGCUUUUAUUCUGAAAGACUGAACACCUAAAGCUUCGUUCGGGUGAUUUUGGAUGAUUUUAUGUUUUUUUUUUCUAUUUAUUUCACUUUGUUUUCAUGUUUUCCCUCAGCUGUUUUUAUCACAGAAAAGCUGAGAGAAUCCUCUGUCUGUAUAUUUUUUGAUCACCUCCAUUUAUCUUAAAAUGCCUUUUGCAUUCACUUUAAUGCCAAUUUAUUUAUUUGCAGCAGAAACUGAUGACAUGACAUGUUUUUUUAUGGACUGCUUUAUGAAAAGUGUUUUCAUGCAUUUUGACUUUUGCAA